CAACCAAACUUCUCACAGCUGGAGAUCUUUUUCGUCAUCUCUCCUUUCGUUCGUGUUUCCGAUAACUUUCUCCGGCGAAUCUCUAAACAGCAAUGGCCGGUCGAGGUAAAACAAUUGGAUCCGCAGCGGCAGCAAAGAAGGCCACCUCAAGAAGUAGCAAGGCCGGCCUCCAAUUUCCCGUCGGUCGUAUCGCUAGAUUUCUCAAAGCUGGAAAGUACGCCGAGCGUGUUGGUGCCGGUGCUCCGGUCUACCUUGCCGCCGUUCUAGAAUACCUCGCCGCUGAGGUGCUUGAGUUGGCUGGUAAUGCAGCGAGGGACAACAAGAAAACGAGAAUUGUGCCGAGACACAUCCAAUUGGCUGUGAGGAACGAUGAAGAAUUAAGCAAGCUUCUUGGUGACGUUACAAUUGCAAACGGUGGUGUUAUGCCUAAUAUUCACAACCUUCUUCUUCCCAAGAAAACCGCUGGUUCUUCGAAGGCUUCUGUUGACGACGAAUAGAGAGGUGCAUCUAUCAAGAUGGAAGGAAACGGUUUAGCCUGUGAUCUUUCCUCUUUCGUGCGUCAAAGAAAGUGUUUUGAUUAGACAUUGUGUUCAUAUAUCUCAAUCUAGUGAAAAUUUCUUAGCUUUUCUACUUCCAUGUUGUUCCAAUUCAAUCAUAUACUAUUUCUCUACGUGGUUUUUUAGGUUUGUUGUUCUUGAUAAGUCGAUCAAGAUUUGCUGUUUGGGUUAUACCAUUUCAACGGUGCAUUACCCCUUUAUAUAUUCUUUUAGCUAUGUAAUAGGUGGUUACAGUACCCAUUUCCAAAUGAUUUGUUAAAGAAUUUGGAACUUGUCGGAUCGAAAACUAAUCUUUUGUAAUGUAUUAUUUAGAUG
Molecule: messenger RNA, 872 nt
Organism: Lactuca virosa
Lineage: Eukaryota; Viridiplantae; Streptophyta; Magnoliopsida; Asterales; Asteraceae
Source: the annotation of a GenBank genome assembly